Molecule: messenger RNA, 5632 nt
Organism: Pseudonaja textilis
Lineage: Eukaryota; Metazoa; Chordata; Lepidosauria; Squamata; Elapidae
Gene: MRC1
Product: mannose receptor C-type 1
Source: RefSeq, a predicted model, not a curated record
AGCCCAUCUCUUCUCUUGGCUGGAUUUAACAAGAUGAGCUACAAAAGGAGCCCCUGAUAUGACAUAUCUUGGUAGAAAGAAAGAGAGUGGAAACUGGCUAGCAAUGUUCAUUUCUUGUCUUGUCUUUUUCCUUUCUGCUCUUCACAAUGCUGCUUCACUUGUAGAUACAAGCACAUUUCUAAUAUAUAAUGAAGACCAUAAGGUCUGUGUAUAUGUUCAAGCCGCCACGUAUGUUACAACGGCUGUUUGUAGUUAUGAAACUGAGGCCCAAAAAUUCAAGUGGAUUUCCAGAUACCAGUUGAUGAGUGUUUCCAAUAAAUUAUGUCUGGGAGUAUCUUCAAAAAUUGAUUGGACACCAGUUGAGCUGUACCCAUGUGAUUCAACAAAUAGCUUACAGAAAUGGGAGUGCAAAAAUGACACACUUUUUGCUAUCCAAAAUGCAAGCCUGUAUUUCAACUAUGGCAACAAAGCUGAAAAAAGAAUUAUGCUCUACAAAGGAUCAGGCUUAUGGAGUAGAUGGCGAGUCCAUGGAACUAAAGAUGAUUUAUGCUCCCGGGGCUAUGAAGACUUAUUUACCUUAAAAGGCAACAGCAAUGGGGCUCCUUGUGUAUUCCCUUUCCAGUAUGCUACCAAGUGGUAUGCAGACUGUACAACUGAAGGAAGGACUGAUGGUUUGCUGUGGUGUUCAACCACAAGGGAUUAUAACAAAGACAAGAAAUAUGGAUUCUGUCCUGUGAACUCUGACUUCUAUUGGACUACAGACCCUGUGGCAAGUGUCCAGUAUCAAAUAAACUCAGAAGCUGCUCUAACCUGGUUCCAAGCUAGUAAAAGUUGCCAACAACAAGGUGCCGAUUUGUUGGGUAUCACAGAGGUACAUGAACAAAUGUACCUCACAGGGUUAACUUCUACUUUGAGUACUGCACUCUGGUUGGGUCUUAACAGUUUGGAUUUCAACAGUGGCUGGCAAUGGAGUGGUAGCUAUCCUUUCAGAUAUCUAAAUUGGGCACCAGGAAGCCCAUCCCCAGAGCCUGGGAAGAUCUGUGGAGUAUUAAAUCCUGGUAAAGCAGCCAAGUGGGAAAACCUGGAAUGUGAUAAAAAACUUGGUUACAUUUGUAAAAAAGGAAAUGCCACUCUGAACAACUUCAUUAUUCCUUCAGGUUCUGAUAUACUAGCUGAUUGCCCUGAAGGAUGGAUAUUUUAUGUGGGUCAAUGUUAUAAGAUGCGCAGACAAACUACUUCCUGGCAAGAUGCUUCUGGUCUGUGUAGAAGGGAAGGUGGUGACCUGGCAAGCAUCCAUAAUGUGGAAGAGUACAGUUUUAUUAUUUCUCUGCUUGGGUACAAACCAAGUGAUGAAUUGUGGAUUGGUCUGAAUGAUCUCAAGAUUCAAAUGUUCUUUGAAUGGUCAGAUGGGAGUCCUGUGACAUAUACCAAAUGGCUCCGUGGUCAGCCAACACAUACUAAUAACAGGGAAGAAGACUGUGUGGUCAUGAAAGGAAAGGAUGGGUAUUGGGCAGAUGAACCUUGUGACAUGGAAUAUGGUUACAUUUGCAAAAGGAAACCUUUAAAACAAGCACCAGAAAAGGAUAUAAUUGAUGAUGGAUGCUCAAAAGGCUGGAAAAGAUACGAUUUAUACUGCUACAUGAUUGGAAAUACAUUUGCAUCAUUUGCUCAAGCUGAUCAAAAGUGUACAGAAAAUGGGGCUAGUUUAGCUUAUGUUGAAAAUAGAUAUGAACAAGCCUUUCUGACCAGUUUGAUUGGCUUCAGGCCUGAAUCUUAUAUCUGGAUUGGUCUUUCUUCCAUACAAGAAAAAGGAACAUUCAGGUGGACCAAUGGACAACCAAUCCAAUUCACUCACUGGAAUUCAGAAAUGCCAGGUCGGAAGCCAGGCUGUGUUGCAAUGACAACUGGAAUUACAGCUGGAUUAUGGGAUCUUCUGAAAUGUGAGACCAGGGCAAAGUUUCUUUGUAAGCGCUUUGCUGAUGGUGUGACCCCUCCACCAAUACCAACUACAACACCUGCCCCUCAGUGUCCUGAAGGCUGGGUAACAAGUGGAGAAAGGAAUAUGUGCUUCAAAGCUUACUUAAAUCAUGGCAAAAGGUCCUGGGCAGAUGCUCGGAGUUUCUGUUUAGCAAUUGGAGGAGACCUGGCUUCCAUUUUUAAUACGAAAGAAUCCAAUACACUACAGAAUUAUUUGCGGGACUCUGGAAUUAGCAGUUUCAAAUACUGGAUUGGUUUAAAUUAUUUAAAUCCUCAGGAUGGGUUUAAAUGGAGUGAUGAUUCACCAUUAGGUUAUGUUAACUGGGGAUAUGGAGAACCCAAUAAUUAUAAUGGAGUUGAACACUGCGGAGAGAUAAAUCCAGAAAGCAUGUAUUGGAAUGAUGUACAUUGUGAAGAAAUAUAUUUCUGGAUCUGCCAGAUUACAAAAGGUGCGCAACUAAAAUCAGAACCAACAAAUCCACCUACUCCAAGUUAUAAAUUUACUAGUGAUGGCUGGCUCAUCAAUCAAGACAAGCAGUAUUAUUUCAACACCCACAAAUUUCCAAUGGAAGAGGCCCGUGCAUUUUGCAAAACAAACUUUGGAGAUUUGCUUGUCAUUGAAGAUAACACUGAAAGGAAGUUUAUCUGGAAAUAUAUCUUACAAAAUGAACAGGUGAAUAGUUAUUUCAUUGCACUGCAACUGAGCCUUGAUAAAGUAUCCAGCUGGAUGGAUGGAACUCCUGUCCAAUAUGUUGCCUGGGCACCACAUGAACCUAACUUUGCAAACAAUGAUGAAAACUGUGUGGUCAUUUACAGGACUACAGGACUUUGGAAUGAUAUAAACUGUGGAUAUCCAUCUUCUUUCAUAUGUGAAAGACAUAAUAACUCAAUCAAUGCAACUAUUGCUCCUACACCACCUUCCAUUAAAGGAGGAUGCCCUGAAUCUUGGCUUUUGUUUGAAAACAAGUGUUAUAAAUUCUUUGGAAUUAAUCAAGAAGACCAGAAAAAUUGGAAAAAUGCACGGAAAGAUUGUCAGAAAGAAGAAUUUGGAGGAAACCUUGUUGCAAUACUCAAUAAAAGGGUACAAGCUUUUCUCACCUUCCAUUUAAAUAAAUUCCAAAGUGAUGUAUGGAUAGGACUAAAUGACAUCAAUGAGGAUCAAAUGUACCUCUGGACAAAUGGAAGAGGAGUCAGUUACACAAACUGGGAGAAAGGAUUCCCACUGAGUUAUGGGCCAAACAGUGAAGAUUGUAUUGCAAUGAAAUCAUUGCCUUACAAAAGUGCAGGCUUAUGGAUAAAUAGUUAUUGCUACUAUAAGAAAGGGUACAUAUGCCAAGCCGACGUUCACCCCAAAUAUUCUUUUCUUCCAUCCACCACCCCAGAGCAGCGGUUCCGUUAUAGAAAUAGCAGCUACUUCAUAAUUGAAGCCAAAAUGACAUGGGAAGAUGCAAAACAAAGUUGUGAAAGGAGAGACUCGAGUCUUGCUAGCAUUUUAGAUCCCUUUAGCCUCUCAUAUCUCUGGCUAAAACUAAAACAAAAAAGGAUUGUAUGGCUUGGCCUCAACAGUAAUCUGACUGGUGGGCAAUAUAUAUGGAUUGAUAAAUUCCGGAUGAAAUAUACUAAAUGGGCAGCAAAUGAACCAAAACAAAAAUUAGGCUGCGUUUAUAUGGACUUGGAUGGGACCUGGAAGACAGAUUCAUGCAAUAAAAAGAAUUUUCCUCUUUGCAAAUAUCCCAAAGUGUUUCCACCUACUGUACCACCUCAAGAACCAGGAAACUGCCCACUUGCAGUGGAGAAAUCUUGGAUUCCAUUCCGUGGUCAUUGCUAUCACUUUGAAGCCUCAUCAAAGAUGAGUUGGCCAAAGGCAUCAUUAGCUUGUUUGCAAUUAGAUGCCUCUCUGGUUUCAGUAAUGGAUACAUCAGAAGCAAACUUUCUAACAGAAAUUACAGAAAACCUUGAAAGCAAAUCCCAAGCAUUUUGGAUAGGAAUGUUCAAAAAUCUAAAUGGUGAUUGGUUAUGGAUUGACAAUGCUGUUGUGAACUUUGUCAACUGGAACACUGGAGAACCUUCAAGUCAGAGUGAUGAAGAUUGUGUAGAAAUGUUUGCUUCAAAUGGGAUUUGGAAUAAUGUUUAUUGUAAUUCAUACCUUGGAUAUAUUUGCAAAAAACCAAAAGUUGUUGAAACAGUACCUACUGAGAAGAUAUCAGAAAACAAAGAAUCAAGAAAGACAGAUGUUAUUCCUUCACCAACCCACAACAACAAAGCCAUCAUUGUCGUUGUGCUAGUGAUUCUCAUUGUUUCCGGAGCUGUUCUCACAGGUUUCUAUUUCUACAAGAAAAGGAAGCAACAUGGCUCGAUAGAGGAGAAUUUUGAAAAUUCUUUUUAUUUUACUGGUGGAGAUGCUCCAACAACUAGCGAUGGAAUAGAUCUGGUCAUGAACAUGGAGAAGAAUGAACAGGCAACCAAUUAAUCUGGCAACAAUCUAAACUGUGUCUUGUUUAAUAAACACUGACUUCUGAAAGCACACUACCACAUUCUAAUGCCAAAUUGAUAUAAUAAUUAUAAGUCUAUCUGUUUCAUCAUCUUUACUAUAUAUUAAAAGCAAUAAUCAUUUCAUUGCAGACACCAUGUAACGCAGCUGCUUUGCAUUCAGAGUAAACAAUAAUACAUAUAGCUGAGUUGUUGGAUAACAAGAGGCAACUUACAACAUUUAAGUGAAAAUCUGUUCUCAAAUUCAUACUGCAGUUUGAGGGAAACAUGGCAACUGCUAAAUUUGAUAGUAUUUCUGGGACCAGAAAAAAAAAAACAGGGAAAGGAAAGAACAAUAGAACUACAUUACUGAGUUAGUAAGCUAUAUUCUAAUGCUGAAUUCCUGAAACAAAAAUAAUGGAAAAUUUACAUUAACUUGAAGGGCAAUAAUAAAUUAAAGAUUUGAAAAGGUGUCUUGUCUGGGGAAGUACUAUAGUUGCUUCCCUCUGUCUGCAUCACUAAACUUGCCCCUGUCUAAAUUAUGAGGAUAACAUCAUUUGAUUGCUGGAUAGCAAGAUGGGCAGCAUAUAAAUUUAAUAAACAUAAUAAAUUUAAUAACAUAAUAAAAUUUGAUAUAUUCCCCAUUGGUAAGGCAGAUCUAAGAUUCUACUGGAAUUUUUAAUUGCUUUAUUGAAUGUGUUGUACUUCUUAAAUAAGUAGCAAAUUUGCAAAUGCAAACGUAUCUAACAUAUAUUUCUGUAACAUCAUCAUAUGCUCAAAUUGUUAUUCAACAAGAAGCCUGCAAAUUGCAUAUCAAAGUAUUGGCAUUAUAUUAGUAUUACAGGAACAAUUUCAGAUUAAAUUUAUAUAGUAAAAUAGUAGAGUUGGAAAGGAUCCCAAGGAUCAUCUGAGGUUCCCAAGGAUCAUCUAAUCUAACCCUUUGUCCUAUGCAGGAAAAUCAAUUAGACCACUCUGAAGAAAUUAAAAUAUUGUCUUAAAAAUCUACAGAGAUUAAGAACCCAGAACUUUGGUAAAUGGAAUGUUUAACUUUCCAUCUGACCAUCACAAAGUUUUUAUUUUCAUGCACAUUAUUUCUGGUUCUAGUUUUGGGACAGUGCAAAAUAGUUUGUGAUUAUCUUCUCUGUAUGCUGCUCAGUUAUUGCAAUAAAUGUAAAAUAUUUGAACA